ACCGCCAUAAAACGUCAAAGAAGAAGAAGAACAUUCUGCUGAGCUUUUAGUAAACGCAAGAGGUGAAAUAUAAAGUUAAGCAACGUUAGGAAGUGGAUAAACGGCGCAUGAAUGGUCAUAGACAUGUCAAAAUCAGAGAAGAGCAGAGAAACAGAGAAGUAUGAAUGAAGAAAGCUGCCUAUUUAUCAGCACAAAGACAAACUCAUUCAAACUGUGAAGGAAAACACCUUCCUGAUCGUAACAGGUGAAGCUGGCAGCGGAAAGACCACUCAGCUGCCUCAGUACUUGUAUAAAGCAGGUUUUUGCAGAACUGGUGUGACUCAGCCCAGGAGGGUUGCAGCCAUCACUGUAGUCCAGAGGGUGUCCCAUGAGAUGGGGGUCUGGCUGGGUGAGGAGGUGGGAUACCAAGUGCGCUUCGAUGACUGCUCUACAAAGGUAAAUCCAACAUCCCUUUUAUUUUAAAGGUAAACCAGAAGGACAAAAGGAAGCAGAGAUCAGACAUAAAGAGAUAGCAGCUUGUGCUGGCGGCUCCAAUGAUUUCCUCAUGCUGCUCUGUGUUUGAGCAGUGCAGAGCGAGGUAGACCAUGACUGGCCAAAUGACUAAAUAAAUCCAGAACUCUUUAUGGAAAUCCACUGGGGAGCAGUGAAGUCAGCCUUCAGCGUUGGGUCUCAGCUGAGGGAGAUUCUUCUUCGCCUGAAGCCGCAGAAAGACUUUCCACAUGAGACGUUUGAGGGCAGUCGGAGUGAACUGCUGCGGCAGUGCCUUUGCCUGGGUUAUUUCACCAAUGUAGCCAGGAGAUCUAUUGGGAAGUCAUUCUGCACCAUGGAUGGACAUGGGUCCAGUGUUCUUAUUCACCCCUCAUCAUGUCUCUUUGGUCAAGAAUUGCAUCUGGAUUGGAUCAUCUUCCAUGACGUGUUGGUCACCUCACGGGUGUACUUAAGAACAGUUUGUCCCAUCCGUUACGACUGGGUAAAGGACCUGUUGCCGAAGCUGCAUGAAAUCGACGUCUAUGAGUUGAGUAGUGUCACUAGGGAAGAGGUAACCGAUGAAGAGAUGGCGCAGUGGGAGGAGAAAGAGGCAGCAAAAAGACAAGCAGAAGUCACAGAGGAUGAGGCAAAGAAGAUGGAAAAGCGAAACGAUGAAAGUUCAAAUACAGAGGCUCGCACUCGCUGUUUGAAGCGAAAACAGCAUCGGCUGCAAAGAAAGGGCACAUGAGAGGAUCAAAUAUUCACCACAGAUACUGCAGCUGCUGAAUACAAAUAUGAAAGAUUUUAUAAUCUCAGAUUUCAGAACAUAAUCCGCGUUUACUGCCACAGC
Sinocyclocheilus rhinocerous is the source of this 1318-nucleotide messenger RNA. Its product is annotated as probable ATP-dependent RNA helicase DHX40. The record is from RefSeq and is a predicted model, not a curated record. Bases 623 to 1216 code for a protein of 197 amino acids. NCBI's taxonomy places the organism in Eukaryota, Metazoa, Chordata, Actinopteri, Cypriniformes, Cyprinidae. The transcript has 7 exons.